AUGUCUGCCAUUCUGUACAACCUUCCCGGCAGUCCAGUCUGCGGCUUCGUGCACUCGCUCGCCAAGCACCUGGGCGUCGAGCUUACGCUCAAAGACGUGGGCUUUGCGAAGAAGGAGCACCUCAGCGUGGAAUACCUGAAGAUCAACCCAUUCCACAAGGCGCCCGCCCUCAACGACGCCGGCUUCAUUAUCUAUGAAAGCAAUGCCAUUGCGUACUACCUCCUGCGCAAGUAUGCCCCCGAGUCUGAUCUCUACCCUGAGUGCUACAAGGAGCGCGCACGCAUCGACCAGUGUCUUGCCGCUGUUGCCAGCACUGUCCAGCCGCGUCAGCUGCUGUUCUUUCGCGCGACCUUCUGGGAGAACAAGAAGCCAACGGAUGAAGAGGUCGCUGCCUUCGAGGAAAACGUUGUCACAGGUUACCAGCAUCUCGUCACAGACAAGUUCGCCACUGGAGAGCUCACUCUCGCUGACCUUUGCCUGGUUGCCAACCUGACUUUCACCCUCGAAAACGGCUCCGUCGACAAAUCCAAGUUCCCGAAGCUUGUCGCCUACUACGAGCGUGUGAAGUCCGAGCUUCCUUACUUCGAAGAAAUCUAAAGGCUCCUAAGUGACAUUAAGCAGCGCUGGAGCGAGCUUAAAUGA
Molecule: messenger RNA, 642 nt
Organism: Rhipicephalus sanguineus (brown dog tick)
Lineage: Eukaryota; Metazoa; Arthropoda; Arachnida; Ixodida; Ixodidae
Product: glutathione S-transferase 4
Biological process (GO): glutathione metabolic process
Molecular function (GO): glutathione transferase activity
Source: RefSeq, a predicted model, not a curated record